This is a messenger RNA of Diabrotica balteata, 279 nucleotides long. Lineage: Eukaryota; Metazoa; Arthropoda; Insecta; Coleoptera; Chrysomelidae. The record is from the annotation of a GenBank genome assembly.
AUGAGGCCAAGUUACUCAGAUGUUUUCACCAAAGCUGUACCACAUACAUUGAGUAAACCGUUAAAAUGUGAAACUAACGAUAGUAAACCCAAAAAAGACCGUAAAAAGGACAACAAAAAUGAGAAGAACCAGAAAAUGAACAGUAAAUUAGGAAGGGGCAGUACUAACAAUGAUAUGAAUGGUAAUAUAGAUCUUAAAGGCGUUCUAAAUGAAAAAAAUCUUAAUCAAACCAAAAGUGACAAAAAGACUGCAAAGGAUGGUAAUUUUAACAGAAAGUGA